This is a messenger RNA of Fusarium oxysporum Fo47, 576 nucleotides long. RefSeq lists its product as uncharacterized. The transcript is spliced from 3 exons. The record is from RefSeq and is a predicted model, not a curated record. Bases 1 to 576 code for a protein of 191 amino acids. NCBI's taxonomy places the organism in Eukaryota, Fungi, Ascomycota, Sordariomycetes, Hypocreales, Nectriaceae.
AUGUUUCUCGAUAUUACCGUGACGUACUGCCAAACGUCAUUCAACAGAUUCCUCGAGACUUUCCUCCCAAGACAAAGCUUGGAACCACUGCGAGACCAGAUUGGUAAACACUAUGACUGCGAGAAGAGCUACGGUGGCGAUUACAACCUAUGCCUAAGAUACAUCAUCCCCGAUGCGUCCUUCACAUACAACACCCGAGAUCUCAUAGACUCUUGCACUGAGAAGACGUAUGCGACGUACUAUGGCUUCCCCAACGACAAGCUAGCUUAUCACGUCACAAUGGACGAGACCAAGUGGCCGGUUGUUGGUAGAGGAGGUAAUGCGUUCCACAAUUUGAUGAAGGUAAAUGUGAGCAGUACAGUUCCAGCCGAGAAGAAUGUGCAUUGGAUGCUGGUCAAGGAUGAGCAGAACACGGCAAACACAUGCGCGUUUUGGAACGGUAUAGCUCUGGAUAUCACGAAGCAGAUGGAAGCAGGUGGAAGCAGCCGGAAGGGAUUGAUGCGGAUGAUGAAAGUAUUGACUGGAGUGUCAGUUCUUCAAGAACCAUCUCAUAAAUAUAUCAUGGCUCUAACAUGA